AUGUGGAGACGUCAAAUCCCAAGGAUAACUUCACUUCAAAUGUCAUCGUUCGGCAGAAGUCGUCAAUGGGUUCCAGGAGAUUUUCGGGGUGAACGAUAUCGUGUUUCAUCCCCAACACAACACGCUGGUGACAAUCGGCUCCGAUGGACGUUACUCUAUGGACACGAAGGUAACACACAACCGGGCUCGAAAAAUCAUGCUGCACAACUGCUCAGAGGAUAUGAAACCACGGGCCAAGAAAUAAUGUAA
This is a messenger RNA of Ostertagia ostertagi, 249 nucleotides long. Lineage: Eukaryota; Metazoa; Nematoda; Chromadorea; Rhabditida; Trichostrongylidae. The record is from the annotation of a GenBank genome assembly.